Molecule: messenger RNA, 5115 nt
Organism: Carassius carassius (crucian carp)
Lineage: Eukaryota; Metazoa; Chordata; Actinopteri; Cypriniformes; Cyprinidae
Gene: cadpsa
Product: Ca2+-dependent activator protein for secretion a
Exons: 33
Coding region: 319-4506 (1395 amino acids)
Biological process (GO): synaptic vesicle exocytosis; dense core granule exocytosis; positive regulation of exocytosis
Cellular component (GO): glutamatergic synapse
Source: RefSeq, a predicted model, not a curated record
CACGUCAAUGAGCCCCUCCCCCUACAGCUUCAGUUCAGAACCACGGUCAGCUCUCAGCGCGCGCUGAUCUCAUUGUCACUAAAUAGUCGGUACCGUUCGGUACUAAAUCGAAAGACUGCCAGAGGAAACCAGCAAAACAGCAGCAGUGAAUUGUUUUUCCGACACUCCCCGUGUUAUCUUCCAUUAAAUCCGUUAUGGUAAACGGAGAGUUAAACGAAAAAAACACGUAAGCAGCAACAAUUUAAAUCGGUGGACGACUGCUGGCUGUUGGAGCGGCUUUUUCUCUCGCGCUGAGGAGAAGCAAGAACUUGCGUUGAAAUGUUGGACCCAUCCUCCAGCGAGGAGGAGGCGGAUGAGGUUUUGGAAGAAGAGUGCAAAGUGGUGGCUGCGCCCAAGGCUGGUGGUCCUCGGGUGUCUCCAAGCAGGACCAGCGAAAGCUCUGGUGGUUUACAACCAAGCCGAAUCGCUAAUGCCCGACCAACGAGCCCGAGCCCCUCAGUGGCGAUCGAUAAUGAAAAGGAUGAUUUGGAAAAGAUGCAAAGGGAAGAAGAGGAGAAAAAGAAGAGGCUUCAGCUUUACGUCUUUGUGAUGCGCUGUAUUGCCUAUCCGUUUAAUGCGAAGCAGCCGACCGACAUGGCGAGACGACAGCAAAAGAUCAGCAAGCAACACCUUCAGACAGUUAAAGAUCGUUUCCAGGCCUUCCUGAGUGGAGAUACUCAGAUUGUAGCCGAUGAAGCCUUCAUCAAUGCUGUCCAAAGUUACUACGAGGUGUUCCUUAAAAGCGACCGUGUGUCUCGUAUGGUCCAAAGUGGUGGUUGCUCCGCCAGUGACUCCCGUGAGGUCUUCAAGAAGCACAUCGAGAAACGUGUUCGCAGCCUGCCAGAGAUUGAUGGUUUGAGCAAGGAGACGGUCCUGAGCUCGUGGAUCGCCAAGUUCGAUACCAUCUACAGGGGAGAGGAAGACCCACGCAAACACCAGCAGCGCAUGACAGCCAGCGCUGCCUCUGAGCUCAUUCUCAGCAAGGACCAGCUGUAUGAGAUGUUCCAACAGAUUCUUGGCAUUAAGAAGUUCGAGCACCAGCUGCUGUAUAAUGCUUGUCAGUUGGAUAAUCCUGAUGAACAGGCUGCCCAGAUCAGAAGAGAGCUGGAUGGAAGACUCCAAAUGGCUGAUCAGUUCACAAAAGCUGGCAGGUUCCCUAAGUUUGUGUCCAGGGACAUGGAGGCCAUGUACAUUGAGGAGCUGAAGUCAUCAGUGAACCUGCUGAUGGCUAAUCUGGAGAGCAUGCCGGUGUCAAAAGGAGGAGAUUUUAAACUGCAGAAGCUCAAGAGAGGCCAUAACACCUCCAUCAUGGACAUGGGCCAGGAGGACGAGAAUCAGCUCUCCAAGUCUGACGUAGUUUUGUCUUUCACACUGGAGGUGGUGAUUAUGGAGGUACAGGGUCUAAAGUCUUUAGCACCAAACCGGAUUGUUUACUGUACCAUGGAAGUGGAAGGCGGACAGAAACUUCAGACUGACCAGGCAGAGGCCUCCAAACCAACUUGGGGUACUCAAGGAGACUUCACCACCACUCACCCACUUCCAGCUGUAAAGGUGAAACUCUUCACAGAGAGUACAGGAGUGCUGGCACUGGAGGACAAAGAGCUGGGACGGGUUGUGUUGCAUCCAACACCCAAUAGUCCCAAACAAUGUGAGCUCCAUAAAAUGACUGUUGCCAAAGGUUGCCCAGAUGGCCUGAAGAUCAAAUUGGCUGUGCGUAUGGACAAACCACAGAACAUGAAGCACUGUGGUUACCUUUGGGCCAUUGGGAAAAACCUGUGGAAAAGAUGGAAGAAGAGGUUCUUCGUCUUGGUUCAGGUGAGCCAGUACACCUUUGCCAUGUGUAGCUACAGGGAGAAGAAAGCAGAACCUGUUGAACUUCUCCAACUGGACGGAUACACUGUGGAUUACACCGACCCUCAGCCAGGUCUGGAUGGUGGUCGGACAUUCUUCAAUGCUGUGAAAGAGGGAGACACUGUGAUCUUCGCCAGCGAUGAUGAGCAAGAUCGAAUCCUGUGGGUUCAAGCGAUGUAUCGUGCCACAGGCCAGUCCCACAAACCCGUGCCCCCGACCCAGGUGCAGAAACUCAACGCCAAAAAAGGGACAGCACCACAGCUUGAUGCUCCCAUCUCUCAGUUCUAUGCAGACCGAGCACAGAAACAUGGAAUGGAUGAGUUCAUCUCGGCUAACCCCUGCAAUUUUGACCACUCUUCGCUGUUUGAGACGGUUCAGCGGUUGACACUGGACCACAGACUCAAUGAUUCAUACUCCUGUUUGGGUUGGUUCAGUCCAGGGCAGGUUUUCGUAUUAGAUGAGUACUGUGCCAGGUACGGAGUGCGAGGGUGUCACAGGCACCUGUGUUACCUGAAUGACCUGCUGGAGAGAGCAGAGAAAGGGUCCAUGAUCGACCCCACACUACUGCACUACAGCUACGCCUUCUGCGCCUCUCAUGUUCACGGCAACAGUCAAAGAGUGAAUGAGCUACUACAAUGGCCCAUGUCAGAGACCGAGCUGCUUAGUUCUCUGUUUCCCUCCCCCCCUGAGCCCUUGACCCCAUCUAAGAAAGAGAACAAAAUCAUGGAGGUCUGGAGAAAAAGCAAGUCGCAGGUGCUCGCAGGCUCCAGAAGGCCUGAUGGAAUCGGUACUGUCACAGUCGAAGAGAAGGAACGGUUCGAGGAGAUCAAAGAACGACUCCGCGUGCUGCUCGAAAACCAGAUCACACACUUCAGGUAUUGUUUUCCAUUUGGACGCCCAGAAGGAGCCUUAAAAGCCACGUUGUCACUGCUUGAAAGGGUUUUAAUGAAGGACAUUGUGACAGCUGUACCUCAGGACGAGGUGAAGGCAGUGAUUCGUAGAUGUCUGGAGCAGGCAGCUUUAGUGAACUACCAGCGUCUCUCAGAAUAUGCCAAGGUGGAAGGGAAAAAGAGAGAAAUGUAUGAGCAUCCUGUCUUCUGUUUGGCCUCACAAGUGAUGGAUUUAACAAUUCUAAAAAAAUCUCAGAGGGAUCAGAAGGAUCCAGAAAAUGUAGGGCGCUUAAUCACACCUGCCAAAAGGCUUGAGGACACGCUCCGUCUGGCCGAGCUGGUCAUAGAGGUUCUCCAGCAGAAUGAGGAACAUCACGCAGAGGCAUUUGCAUGGUGGUCAGAUCUGAUGGUUGAACAUGCCGAGACAUUUCUGUCUCUAUAUGCUGUGGACAUGGACGCGGCACUGGAGGUCCAACCACCAGACAGCUGGGACAGCUUCCCUCUCUUUCAGCUUCUCAACGACUUCCUGCGCAUUGACUAUAAUUUAUGUAAUGGGAAGUUUCAUAAGCACCUUCAAGACCUGUUUGCCCCUCUAGUGGUGAGGUAUGUGGAUCUAAUGGAGUCCUCCAUAGCUCAGUCCAUACACAGAGGAUUUGAACGAGAGUCUUGGGAACCUGUCAAGAGUUUAACGAGUAAUCUACCCAGUGUCAACCUACCAAAUGUGAAUCUACAAAUGCCUAAAGUACCAAAUCUACCAUUGUCAGUUAAUCUGCCACCAAUGCAAAUGCCUAGCUUUUCCACCCCCAACUGGAUACCGGGUUUAUCUGAUACUGAUAAUGGUUCGGGGACUUCUGAAGAUUUGUUUUGGAAGCUGGAUGCAUUGCAGACAUUCAUCAGAGACCUGCACUGGCCUGAAGAGGAGUUUGCCAAACACCUGGAGAGCCGACUCAAACUCAUGUCCAGUGACAUGAUCGAGUCCUGUGUAAAAAGAACUAGAGCAGCCUUCGAGGUGAAGUUGCAGAAGAGUCCACGCACUACAGACUUUCGUGUACCUCAAUCCAUAUGCACCAUGUUCAAUGUAAUGGUGGACGCCAAGGCCCAGUCGGCCAAACUAUGUGCCAUGGAGCUCAGCCAAGAGUUUGUUAGAGAAUGGAGACAGUACCACUCGCAAAUUGACAACCUCAUCGAGGAGACGGUGAAAGAAAUGAUUACUUUACUUGUGGCAAAGUUUGUUGUGAUCCUAGAGAGUGUUCUGGCAAAGUUGUCACGUUAUGAUGAGGGCACACUUUUUUCCUCCUUCCUGUCAUUUACAGUAAAAGCUGCUUCAAAAUAUGUGGACGUACCUAAACCUGGAAUGGAUGUUGCCGACAGCUAUGUGACAUUCGUUCGUCACUCUCAGGAUGUCUUGCGGGACAAGGUCAAUGAGGAGAUGUAUAUAGAAAGGUUAUUUGAUCAAUGGUACACCAGCACAAUGAAUCUCCUGGGCACCUGGCUGACAGACCGCAUGGACCUGCAGUUGCACGUGUAUCAGCUGAAAAUCCUCAUCAGAAUUGUAAAGAAAAAGUAUCGUGAUUUCCGGCUACAAGGUGUGUUGGACUCCACUCUGAACAGCAAGAUGUAUGAAACGGUGAGAAACAGGCUGAUUCUAGAAGAGGCUACAGCAUCUGUUAGAGAGGGAGGCAUGCAAGGCAUAUCCAUGAAGGACAGCGAUGAGGAAGAUGACUAGAUCCUGCUGGAGACAAUUAGGUGUGGACAAUUCGCUCAGCCACAUCUAUCAUGGCCUAAAACGAUGAAUGUACCACUGUCCAUCACACGUACAUGUCUGGAUGUUGUUAACUUUAUGCUCUAUGGCAUCAAGGGACCACCUUCAAUUAAAAUGAAACAAAAAUAUAUUAAUUUCCAUUCAGAUGACAAAAACAAAAGCGUAUAUUAACCAAACAUAAAAUUUAUUAGACAGUUUUUUUUUUUUUUGGAGUUAAUCAAAAUGUCUGACAUUCAUUACUAAAUGUUUCUAAGCAAUAUGGAGUACCAUUUGUAAACGAUGUUGUGUGAGAUGGUAAGGAAUACUGCUCAUCGUGUCCCUGUACAAUGCUUCUUACUUCAAUGUAUUGUAAAUACAGUAAUGGUAUAUAACUGUGCAUAGACCUUGUUUCUUUUGGAGUGUAGGCCAACUGACAUGAUUGUAUUAACUUGUUCAGAUGUUUAUAUAUUCAGCUCGCAAAUCCACAAUGUGUUUACACCCACUGUUUUAUGGCACUUUUUUUUUUUUACAAAUUGGGUAAGGUGAUAUGUUUGUAGCUGUAUUUUAGAGAUGCAAUAGAUUCCCAUAGUUUAA